UCACAAACCAGCCCUGCUGUAUUUAUCCGUGCACCUCUGCUCCCCACAAAGCAAGGAUUGACUGAAAGGAAACAGAAGACAGGAAGGGUAGGAGAAAGGUGGAAGCUGAUUACUCUGGGAUAACCCUCACACCCCUCCCGCUUCUCUCUGAGCCUGCUGAAAGUGUUAACCACAACUUGCCAAGAAACAUCUCACUGUUUCCAACAAGAGGACGAAUAAUAAGGGAACUAAUUUGAUUGCUGAGGAAGCUGCAAAUCUAAAGUCAUCAUGAGCACCAACGAUUACUACGACCAACACCAGUUUCAUCAAGGCGAGGAAGCGGACGAGAUGCCAGCUACAGAGAAGGACCUGGCAGAAGAUGCCCCCUGGAAGAAGAUCCAGCAGAACACAUUCACCAGGUGGUGCAAUGAGCAUCUUAAAUGUAUGAACAAACGCAUUGGAGACCUCCAUAAAGAUCUGGGCGAUGGUCUCAAGCUCAUAGCCUUGCUAGAGGUGCUGAGUCAGAAGAAGAUGUACAGAAAGUACCACUCCAGACCUAACUUCAGGCAGAUGAAGCUGGAGAAUGUGUCGGUGGCGCUGGAAUUCCUGGACAGAGAACAUAUCAAGCUGGUGUCCAUAGAUUCAAAGGCCAUUGUGGAUGGAAACCUUAAGCUGAUCCUGGGUCUGAUCUGGACUCUCAUUCUACACUACUCCAUUUCUAUGCCUAUGUGGGAAGAUGAGGAUGAAGAAGAUGCAAAAAAACAAACACCCAAACAGAGACUUCUGGGAUGGAUUCAGAACAAGAUUCCACAACUUCCCAUCACCAACUUCCACCGAGACUGGCAAGAUGGCAAAGCACUGGGUGCCCUGGUUGACAACUGUGCUCCAGGUCUGUGUCCAGACUGGGAGGCUUGGGAUCCCAACCAGCCUGUGGAGAACGCAAGAGAGGCCAUGCAACAGGCUGAUGACUGGCUAGGUGUGCCACAGGUCAUUGCUCCUGAAGAAAUUGUGGACCCCAAUGUAGAUGAGCAUUCAGUCAUGACCUACCUUUCCCAGUUCCCCAAGGCCAAACUGAAGCCAGGUGCCCCUCUAAGAUCAAAGCAGCUGCAUCCUAAGAAAGCCAUUGCCUAUGGUCCAGGAAUUGAGCCCCAGGGAAACACGGUUUUGAAGCCUGCCUUCUUCACAGUAGAAACUAUCGAAGCUGGUCUGGGAGAAGUGCUGGUAUUCAUAGAAGAUCCCGAAGGACAUACCGAAGAGGCAAAGGUUAUUCCCAACAAUGACAAGAAUAGAACCUACUCAGUCAGCUAUGUGCCAAAGGUGGCAGGUCUACACAAGGUCACAGUUUUAUUUGCUGGACAGAACAUCAAUAAAAGUCCAUUUGAUGUCAAUGUUGCCAUGGCACUUGGAGAUGCCAAUAAAGUGACAGCAAGGGGACCUGGUCUAGAACCUGUGGGGAAUGUUGCCAACAAGCCAACCUACUUUGAUAUCUACACUGCAGGUGCUGGUUCAGGUGAUGUUGGGGUGAUCAUAGUUGAUCCACAGAAUCGUCAAGACACAGUGGAAGUCAUCUUGGAAGACAAAGGUGAUAGCAUCUAUCGCUGCACAUACAGACCCAACAUGGAGGGACCUCACAAGAUCUUCAUUACCUUUGCUGGAGCCCAGAUUCCAAAGUGUCCCUAUGUUGUUAAUAUCUCAGAAGCUUGUAAUCCCAAUGCCUGCAGAGCUUCUGGCCGAGGACUGCAGCCUAAAGGAGUGCGCGUUAAAGAAGUGGCUGACUUCAAAGUGUUCACCAAGGGAGCAGGAAGUGGGGAGCUGAAAGUCUCUGUUAAAGGGCCCAAGGGCACAGAGGAACCAGUCAAAAUCCGUGACCUUGGAGAUGGAGUGUUUGAGUGUGACUAUUACCCAAUAGUGGCAGGAAAAUAUGUGGUGACUAUCACUUGGGGUGGAUUUGCCAUUCCUAGAAGCCCAUUUGAGGUUCUUGUCAGCCCUGAGGUCGGAGUACAGAAAGUUAGAGCAUGGGGACCUGGCCUGGAGACUGGCAUGGUGGGCAAAUCUGCUGAUUUUGUGGUGGAAGCCAUAGGCACAGAGGUUGGAACACUUGGCUUCUCCAUUGAGGGCCCCUCACAGGCAAAGAUUGAGUGUGAUGACAAGGGAGAUGGCUCAUGUGAUGUGCGCUACUGGCCCACUGAGCCUGGCGAGUAUGCUGUGCAUGUAAUCUGUGAUGAUGAGGACAUCAAGGACAGCCCUUUCAUUGCCCAUAUUCUACCAGCCAGCAUCAAAGGCUUCCCAGAAAAGGUUAAGGCAUAUGGUCCAGGUCUGGAACCCACUGGCUGCAUAGUACAACACCCUGCUGAAUUUACCAUUGAUGCCCGUGCUGCUGGCACAGCUGAACUGAAGAUCUAUGCACAGGAUGCAGAGGGAACACCAAUUGACAUCAAGAUUAAAGACAAUGGAGAUAAUACUUAUGUGUGUGUUUAUGUACCAAUGAAGCCAAUCAAACACACUAUCAUCAUCUCAUGGGGAGGAGUUAAUAUCCCCAAUAGCCCUUACCGGGUGUCAGUGGGUGAGGGCAGCCACCCUAACAAAGUUAAAGUUUAUGGACCUGGAGUAGAAAAGACAGGUCUAAAAGCUAAUGAGCCAACUUACUUCACUGUUGAUUGCAGUGAGGCAGGACAAGGUGAUGUCAGCAUUGGCAUUAAGUGUGCACCUGGUGUGGUGGCACCAGCUGAAGCCGAUAUUGACUUUGACAUCAUCAAAAACGAUAAUGACACUUUCACUGUGAAAUACACACCCCCUGGAGCUGGAAGAUAUACCAUAAUGGUGUUAUUCGCUGACCAGGAAAUACCAAUCAGCCCCUUCCGGGUUAAGGUAGAUCCAUCUCAUGAUGCCAGCAAGGUACGAGCAGAAGGCCCAGGGCUUAACCGCACAGGUGUGGAGGUCGGAAAGCCCACUCACUUCACUGUAUACACUAAGGGUGCUGGAAAAGCCAAAUUGGAUGUUCAAUUCACUGGGACCAUAAAGGGUGAAGUUGUGCAAGAUUUUGAAAUAAUUGAUAACCAUGACUAUUCAUUCACUGUGAAGUAUACAGCCAUUCAACAGGGUAAUAUAACCGUAUCAGUCACCUAUGGAGGAGAUCCCAUACCUAAGAGUCCAUUUAUUGUUACUGUGGCACCUCCUCUUGACCUGGGCAAAGUUAAAGUACAAGGGCUCAACAACAAGGUGGAUGUUGGGAAGGAUCAAGAGUUUACCAUUAAUACCAGUGGAGCAGGAGGUCAAGGAAUAGUUGAUGUAAAGAUUACAUCUCCAUCACGGCGUCCAAUUCCUUGCAAGGUGGAAACUGGUGUCACUAGCGAGAUUCAUACUGUAAAAUACAUGCCUCCUGAGGAGGGACCAUACAAGGUUGACAUUACCUAUGAUGGCCAUCCUGUGCCAGGAAGCCCAUUCACAGUGGAGGCUGUCAUGCCUCCCGAUCCUUCCAAGGUUCGUGCUUAUGGACCAGGCCUCAAGGGUGGGUUUGUGGGCAAGCCAGCACCAUUUGCAAUUGACACCAAAGGAGCUGGUACUGGAGGUCUUGGUCUAACUGUUGAAGGACCAUGCGAGGCCAAGAUUGAGUGCCAAGAUAAUGGAGAUGGCUCCUGUUCAGUAUCCUACCUUCCCACAGAACCAGGGGAAUAUUCUAUCAACAUCUUAUUUGCAGAUGCCCACAUUCCUGGUUCACCUUUCAAGGCUGAUAUUCGACCUGUGUUUGAUCCCAGCAAAGUGACAGCCAGUGGACCUGGCUUAGAAAGAGGGAAAGCCGGAGAAGUGGCCACAUUCACUGUGGACUGCUCAAAAGCUGGUGAUGCUGAACUCACCAUUGAGAUUCUCUCAGAUUCCGGUGCAAAGGCUGAAGUGCUGAUCCAAAAUAAUAGCGAUGGGACCUAUAGUAUUACCUACAUCCCAUCUUGUCCUGGGGCUUACACAAUCACAAUUAAAUAUGGAGGACACGCAGUACCUAAAUUCCCUGUCCGUGUAAAUGUUGAGCCAGCAGUGGAUACCAGUGGAGUAAAGGUGUUUGGUCCAGGAGUAGAACCCAGAGGUGUUCUGCGUGAAGUCGCCACAGAGUUUACUGUUGAUGCUCGCUCCCUAACCAAGACAGGUGGCAGCCAUGUCACCACUCGUAUCAUCAGUCCUUCAGGUGCUGUCACCGAAAGCUUUAUCUCUGACAAUGGAGAUGGAACCUAUCAUGUGCAGUAUACAGCGUAUGAAGAUGGGAUUCAAUUGGUAGAAGUUUUAUAUAAUGAUGUACCUGUGCCUAAGAGCCCAUUUCGUGUUGGUGUCACAGAGGGCUGUGAUCCAUCCCGCGUGCGAGCAUAUGGUCCAGGGCUAGAAGGUGGACUGCUCAACAAGUCCAAUCGGUUCACAGUUGAGACCAGGGGUGCUGGCACUGGGGGUCUUGGCCUUGCAAUUGAAGGCCCAUCUGAAGCAAAAAUGUCAUGUAAGGACAAUAAGGAUGGCAGCUGUAGUGUAGAGUACAUCCCUUUCACCCCAGGAGAAUAUGAUGUCAACAUUACAUUUGGUGGGCGACCAAUCCCAGGAAGCCCUUUCCGUGUGCCAGUGAAGGAAGUUGUGGAUCCUAGCAAAGUGAAGUGUUCAGGUCCUGGUUUGGGAGCUGGUGUGAGAGCACAUGUCCCACAGACCUUUACUGUAGACUGUAGCAAGGCUGGACUUGCACCAUUAGAAGUGUUGGUGCAAGGACCAUCAGGUCUUGCAGAGCCAGUUGAUGUAAGAGACAACGGUGAUGGAACUCACACAGUAAACUACACCCCAGCUACAGAUGGACCAUACACUGUAUCUAUUAGAUAUGCAGACCAGGAGGUACCUAGAAGCCCCUUUAAAAUCAAAGUUCUGCCAACUCACGAUGCAAGCAAAGUACGUGCUAGCGGUCCAGGUCUCAACUCAGCAGGUAUACCAGCCAGCUUACCUGUGGAAUUCACCAUUGAUGCUCGGGAUGCAGGCGAGGGACUACUUACUGUUCAGAUUCUGGACCCAGAAGGAAAGCCAAAGAAAGCCAAUAUUCGUGGAAAUGGUGAUGGUACCUACACAGUAUCCUAUGUACCUGACAUGGCAGGAAGAUACACUAUUACGAUUAAGUAUGGUGGAGAUGAAAUUCCCUACUCCCCUUUCCGUAUUCUUGCAGUACCCACUGGAGAUGCCAGCAAGUGUUUAGUGACAGUGUCUAUUGGGGGACAUGGAUCAGGAGCCUGUCUUGGACCCACCAUUCAGAUCGGAGAAGAAACUGUCAUCACAGUAGAUGCUAAAGCUGCAGGAAAGGGAAAAGUGACCUGCAAGGUAUCCACACCUGAUGGAGCAGAGCUUGAUGUGGAUGUGGUGGAAAAUCAAGAUGGCACUUUUGAUAUCUACUAUACAGCACCUGAACCUGGAAAGUAUGUGAUUACCAUCCGCUUUGGUGGGGAACAGAUUCCCAACAGUCCCUUCCAUGUGGUGGCUUGUGACACCAUUCCCAUCAUAGAGGAACCAUGCGACACUGUGCAGCUACAUCAGCCCUACGCUGCACACCUUCCUGGCUAUCCAACUCAUUGGGCUACUGAAGAGCCAGUUGCUCCAGUGGAUAAUUUGGACACCAUGCUCAGGCCAUUCAACCUGGUCAUUCCUUUCACUGUGCAGAAAGGAGAAAUUACAGGGGAAGUCCGUAUGCCUUCUGGCAAGACUGCUCGGCCCAACAUUACUGAUAACAAGGAUGGAACCGUUACUGUCAAAUUUGCUCCAGUGGAGAAAGGAUUACAUGAGAUGGACAUAAAGUAUGAUGGAAAUCACAUUCCAGGCAGCCCACUGCAGUUUUAUGUAGAUGCCAUUAACAGCAGACAUGUGAGUGCUUAUGGACCAGGGCUUAGUCAUGGAAUGGUAAACAAGCCAGCCACUUUCACUAUUAUCACUAAGGAUGCUGGAGAAGGUGGCUUAUCACUGGCUGUGGAGGGUCCCUCAAAGGCUGAGAUCACCUGCAAAGACAAUAAGGAUGGUACCUGCACUGUGUCUUACAUGCCCACAGCCCCUGGAGACUACAACAUAAUUGUGCGCUUUGAUGACAAGCAUAUUGCAGGCAGUCCUUUUACAGCUAAGAUAACUGGUGAUGAUUCCAUGAGGACUUCUCAACUGAAUGUGGGGACUUCAACAGAUGUAUCCCUCAAGAUCACAGAGACAGAUCUGAGCCAGCUGACGGCCAGUAUCAGGGCUUCAUCUGGUCUUGAAGAGCCAUGUUUACUUAAGAGGCUGCCAAACAGGCACAUUGGAAUUUCCUUCACUCCAAAAGAAGUAGGAGAGCACGUAGUGAGCGUGAAGAAGAAUGGAAAACAUGUCACUAACAGCCCAUUCAAGAUAAUUGUUGGACAGUCUGAGAUUGGAGAUGCAAGUAGGGUGAAAGUGUCAGGAAAAGGAUUGCUUGAGGGUAUCACUUUUGAGGUGUCUGAAUUCAUAGUGGAUACCAGGAAUGCAGGGUAUGGAGGUUUAGGUUUAUCCAUUGAAGGUCCAAGCAAAGUGGAUAUAAACUGUGAGGAUGUGGAAGAUGGAACAUGCAAAGUGUCUUAUUGUCCGACUGAGCCUGGCACAUACAUUAUAAAUAUCAAGUUUGCAGAAAAGCAUGUACCAGGAAGCCCAUUUAUGGUAAAGGUUACAGGAGAAGGACGUUUAAAGGAAAGCAUUACGAGAAGACGCCAGGCCCCAUCCAUUGCAAGCAUUGGCAGCACAUGUGACCUCAAUCUGAAGAUUCCAGGCAACUGGUUCCAGAUGGUCUCAGCCCAAGAACGCCUCACUCGAACCUUCACACGCAGCAGUCACACAUACACACGUACUGAACGUACCGAGAUCAGUAAGACUCGGGGAGGUGAAACAAAAAGAGAAGUACGUGUGGAGGAAUCUACACAGGUUGGCGGUGAUCCUUUCCACAAUGUCUUUGGUGACUUCCUGGGCCGGGAGAGUCUGGGCUCUUUUGGCGGUAUUACACGACAAGAAGGUGAAUCAGGAUCCCAGGAUAUGACAGCUCAAGUGACUAGUCCCUCUGGAAAGACAGCAGAUGCUGAGAUUAUUGAUGGUGAAGAUAGCACAUACAGUGUGCGCUUUGUGCCACAGGAGAUGGGCGCUCACACCGUUAGCGUCAAGUAUAGAGGUCAACAUGUCCCAGGCAGUCCUUUCCAGUUUACAGUUGGGCCCAUGGGUGAAGGUGGAGCCCACAAGGUCAGGGCUGGAGGCACUGGUUUGGAAAGGGGAGUUGCAGGUGUUGCAGCUGAGUUCAGCAUAUGGACACGAGAAGCUGGGGCUGGAGGUUUGUCCAUUGCGGUAGAAGGUCCAAGUAAAGCAGAGAUCUCUUUUGAGGAUCGCAAGGAUGGGUCUUGUGGUGUCUCUUACAUUGUGCAGGAAGCCGGUGACUAUGAGGUGUCCAUUAAAUUUAAUGAUGAACACAUCCCUGACAGUCCCUUUGUGGUACCAGUGGCCUCACGUUCCGAUGAUGCCCGCAGAUUAACUGUCACCAGUCUACAGGAGACAGGACUGAAGGUAAACCAACCAGCUUCAUUUGCAGUGCAGUUGAAUGGAGCUCGUGGAGUAAUUGAGGCCAAAGUGCACACACCAUCUGGGGUGGUGGAAGAGUGUUACGUGUCUGAGGUGGAUAGUGAUAAAUACUCAAUCCGUUUCAUUCCUCAUGAAAAUGGAGUGCACUCUAUUGAUGUGAAAUUUAAUGGGCGUCAUAUCCCUGGCAGUCCUUUCAAGAUUCGUGUAGGAGAGCAAAGUCAGGCUGGUGAUCCAGGUCUUGUUACAGCAUAUGGACAAGGCCUUGAAGGUGGAGUCACAGGGAGACCCUCUGAAUUUAUAGUCAGCACCCUGAACGCUGGGGCUGGCUCUUUGUCAAUGACAAUUGAUGGGCCUUCCAAGGUGAAGUUGGAUUGCCAAGAUUCUCCUGAGGGCUAUAAAGUCUCAUAUACUCCCAUGGCACCUGGAAACUACCUAAUCUCCAUCAGAUAUGGAGGGCCCCAACAUAUAGUGGGAAGUCCUUUCAAGGCCAGGGUGACUGGUGCUCGGAUAUCAGGUGGUCACAGUCUCCAUGAAACAUCUACAGUGCUGGUGGAAACAGUCACCAAAUCCUCAGCUUCUGUGGGAGGUUAUGGUAUGGCAGUACCUAAAUUUACAUCAGAUGCCUCCAAAGUAGUGUCCAGGGGCCCUGGACUUUCAAAAGCAUUUGUUGGUCAGAAGAACACUUUUACUGUAGACUGCAGUAAAGCAGGUACAAACAUGCUAAUGGUUGGUGUCCAUGGGCCAAAGACACCAUGUGAGGAAGUCUAUGUGAAGCACAUGGGAAAUCGAUUGUACAAUGUGACCUAUACAGUAAAGGACAAAGGAGACUACAUCCUCAUUGUCAAGUGGGGAGACCAGAAUGUUCCAGGAAGUCCUUUCCAAGUCGCAGUCCCUUGAGAGACUUCACUACUACCCAUUACCCUAAAGGCCUCUCAAGAGACCUAAUUACUCGCCAGUGAAGGACAGACUUUCCCCUUUUUAUGCAAAUGCACUGAUUUAAUAAUUUAAAAAAAACUGUUAUAGCAUAAAUUCACUAAGUGCCUUUGUCUGUCCACAUUAAGGACUUUCCCAUAACAUGAUGACACUAAAACCGCUGGGUGAGGGGAAAAGGGAUGCAAGCGUGCACAUCAUCCACCAGGCCCUUUCUGCAUUUUACAAAAUGUUCCUUUAUAUUAUGUUUGGUGUUUUAUUUUCUAAAAAGUUGCUAUCUGUUGUGUUUUAUAUGCGCUUUAAUUGUUUUGUAUUUUUAUUUCAGGGGAGGGUGAUUUUGGGGGUGAGAGGUAUCAGAGGUCAUAGGGUCAGUGUACAGAAGUCAUAGGGUCGGUGUACUGUGACUACUGUUCGUAAUAUUAUUUCCUGCAGUACAUUUGUCAGUCUUUCUUUGUACUUUCAUUAUGUUUAUGGGUGAGGCCUUCACCACCACCGUUUUGGUUUUUCUAAUGA
Messenger RNA from Nanorana parkeri, 8985 nucleotides. RefSeq names its product filamin C (gene FLNC). Bases 268 to 8439 code for a protein of 2723 amino acids. Gene Ontology annotation, biological process: actin cytoskeleton organization. Lineage: Eukaryota; Metazoa; Chordata; Amphibia; Anura; Dicroglossidae. The transcript has 49 exons. Gene Ontology annotation, molecular function: actin filament binding. The record is from RefSeq and is a predicted model, not a curated record.